This is a messenger RNA of Spizellomyces punctatus DAOM BR117, 8531 nucleotides long. RefSeq lists its product as uncharacterized. The transcript is spliced from 13 exons. NCBI's taxonomy places the organism in Eukaryota, Fungi, Chytridiomycota, Chytridiomycetes, Spizellomycetales, Spizellomycetaceae. Gene Ontology annotation, cellular component: small-subunit processome; nucleolus; 90S preribosome. The record is from RefSeq and is a predicted model, not a curated record. Bases 161 to 8389 code for a protein of 2742 amino acids.
UUACGUGAGAUCGUCGAAGUAGAUCUUCGCUGCCCAGUCCAGGCACAUUUUUCGUAGUAAAUUCAAGGGCAGCCUAACCUAGCGGGAGCCUUGCGACCGGCUCCUCGGUCAUUGAGCGCAUUCAUCAUUCCCCGGGCCCUACUCUUCCAUUACACCGGCCAUGCUGCAGCCCACAGUAAAAGAGCUUAAUACAACCGACGGUAGUAACCGGUUUAGGUUUCAAUCGUUUCAUGAUCGUAUCAAAACGGUGAAAAUCGACGUUGCUCAUCGUGUCCGACAACAUGGUCCAAUCGAGGACGAGGAUGGCUCUUUCUUCAAGGAUGCUCUUGAUCGAUGGGUGGAAGUCAACUGUACUGGACACUUCACUUCAUUUGUCCGGGAUGUGCGGCCCUUGUCCAUGUCACUGGUGCAAAUACUAUAUCAUAAAGAUGCGAUGAUGACAUUGAUCAUGCGUCAUCUUCAAAUAUUCGACAGUCUCGCGUACGAGCCGAUUUUGGAUUUGACCGUGGCGUUAGCUCGAGAUCUGCAGGAUGAUUUCCAUCCCUAUAUCCGUCCACUUUUUGAAAUCAUUGUUCGAUUGCUCCAAAUAUCAGAUAUCAAACUAACCGAGUGCCUGUUCAAUACUCUCGCGUAUCUUGUUAAAUAUCAAUCCAAAUACCUACUAAAUGAUAUGUCUUCGACUUUUGACUUAAUGGUCCCACUGUUAAGAAGCACAAAAGAGUACAUUCGGCGUUUUGCAGCAGAAUCCUUCGGAUCGUUGAUGCGAAAGGUUCAAGGAGCAUCCGCUGCCUUAUUGUAUGAGGACAUCAUCCGGCGCCUCAGAGCGACCCCUGAGGAUCCUCUUCUCGAUGGCCUCAGCGCACUUUUCUUCGAAGCUGUUAAGCAAGUAGACGGAAACGUCCACUACCGGUCACCAGUAAUGGUGAGGCAGCUAUUCUUGGUAAUACUGAGUGAAGGAUCCGAUGACACCGAUCCUGCGUACCGGAUGCUGCAGCGCUUAUUUGAACUAGUCGGGCAUCAUACCGCAACUGAGAAUCUGAUCCCUCUAUGGGAUACUUUGUUAAGCGAGUUGCAGUCAUGGAUGGAAAAAAUUAGGGCAGGAACACCAACAGCGACUAUCUAUAUGCAACUAAGCAAAAUAAUGCAUUUGAUCCGCAAUUGGGUUGCUCUUCGCAAUGGCAGAAAGGUCACAAAUCGAGAGUCGCUCUAUAUGACAUUGAACCCUCUUUGCCAACUUCUUUACGAGGCGCGCGGUGACUGCCCAUCGCACACAAAAACAGCUUUUGUUGAGCUGCUGGCCGAAUGCUUGCUGAUUUCUUCAAUGGAAGAGGUGCUUACCCGUGGGAAGGAUAUUUUGAAUACCCUCUUCACAACUGAUGACUUCGCACUCGUCCUCCAUUUUUGCGACCUGCUCCAUCAUCGGAAUUGGGAGCACUUCCCCAGAAUCAUCCUUCCGUAUUUGUUGACAUAUAUACAAGGAAGAUGGGCACUCCAUCCAAAAGAAUUUAUUCUGUGUUUAGCGAGCUUUUGCGGCAAGAUCGAUCAAUACAUCGCAACCCUUCCAUAUUCUUUUAAGACGGCUGAUAAUCGCAUUCGCUUUGACUCUCAUGUGAGCUACCUCCGAUCAUCAACAAGAAAUGAGAUUAAAAGCAAGCCUGAAUCUGAUAUAGCUCCGGCAAUUAUUGAUUUAUUGCGAGAGCGAGAAAGCUGGAACGCUAAGUUUCGAGAAAUCGCGAACGAAUCGCAUCAGGCAUCUUCAGAUCUCGGUCUACUUGCCGCCGUAUGUUCAACCAUCCCUUACAUUGCGCUACCAUUUGCGGACGUUUUUGAGGCUCUAAAUGCUUUGAUAGCAUCGCUCGUGGACGUUCUCUCUGGCGACAUGUUGACCGACCCUGCCAGCCGCGCUGUAAUGUCUGCUUUGGCUGGCCAUGUGAUCGGUGCUCUAUCUGAAUCUGCUUCACGGAGUGGGAGCAUUCAUCGCUUAGGCGACGCAUGGGAUGUGAUCAUCACUUCGUUUCUGCCUUAUGCUGUCAACAAUGCUGUAGCUCUGCAAGGGGUGGCCGACUUUGUAGAAGUCCUUCAGCGGUCGGGCGAUCACGCUCUCCUAUCUACCGGUAAUCUUGGAGAAGUUUUUGCCACUAUUGGUAAAGAUAUUGGGUCUCUGAACGGGGACGUUCGACUGCAUACCUUACGAAUAUUAUGUGCGUUUGAUCAGUGUCCUCUGGAACCUAGUAAGGAUAGCGCAUAUACUGGAACCUGUCCUGUUUUUGCGAUCUGCUUGGAGGUGGAACGCACUGCAAACACGGUCGCGACACUUAGAGAGAAGACCAUCCUUUUCCGGCGUCUCGAGUCCCUAGCUCUGUCUGGUACUCUGCCGGCUAUGUAUGCGCAGGCGCCCUUACGCUAUGCGUUGGCGAUGUUGAGUGUGCCGUUCACCCCUCUUUGGGCCGAAGCCACUAAACUCGUUUGCAACCUUGGACAACGCGAUCUGAGCCUUUUCUGGUCAGCAUAUUAUGAAACGCUUCUAGGAGCGGAUGUAACUUGCAUGAUACGAAAAGACAUGAAUAUGUGUGAUCAGGCAGGUCUGGAGAACAAGGAAGACGUUUCGCCGGCGCUCGAAGCUCCGCAACCCGGCGUUACGGUGAACUGCACAAAUGUCGCAGAUGGGACUAUCUUAGUCCGUGCCGUUUACACUGAUAUCGAUGACCGCCUGUCCAUAUUCUUAAGAGAUCUAGUAACCAUUUCCAGCCAUCGUUUCGAUCCGGUGAAAUAUCAUUCUCUUCUCAUAGGCAUUCUCUCUGGUGUACCCCAAGCCGUCGAGAAGCAUUCUGAGCAGAUUGUUUCCAUAUUCCUCGCGCUAUUUGAGAUGGAGGAUUGUCGUCAAACCACCUUUCAACCUCGUCAACCUCUACCAAAUGGAGCAGGCACAGAGCGUCAGCAAGCGCAUGUUGAGAUCAGAGAUGGAUGUCGAAUGAGAGUGAUCGAUUUCCUAGGUGUCAUGUCGAAAGUUAGGCAACCUUCCCGUAUUUAUAAGUCGCAUUUGUUGUACAACGUUUACCUGCAGCUUCUUUCGCAUGGGGAUGAUCGGCUUCAGAGAUUGGCUCUCGAAUGUAUAAUCGCCUGGAAACAGCCGGGGAUCCUAUAUUUGGAAGAUGCUUUGAAAUGUCUUACCGAGGACGAUAAGUUUCGUGACACUCUUUCAAAGGUGGAUAUGGAGGACAUUCAUGCGAAUGUGAAAGUUGUGGAUCAGGCGCCUUUAGCCCAGGUUCUAGUGCGCAUUCUGUACGGCAAGCUCAUCAGUAAACGAGGUCGAAGUUCUGCAAUGAUGUUAAGAGCCCGGCGAACGGCGAUUUUCGCGUUUCUAGCUGGAUUAGAUGAGUCCUACCGCGCACACAUCUUUGACAUGAUGCUAGACUCGUUCGAUGCCGUCGUCUGUACUCCGGAACCGACCUUUGAGGCCCCUUUGCAGAUAACGGAUGGUUUAAUGAACGAAUCGCUCAGGGACAUGAAGAGAAAAAUUGGCUAUCUGCAUUUGCUUCAAGAUGCCAUUAAGCAACUGAGGAAUCUACUGGUCCCCUUCCUACCAAAGCUACUAAAAGUCCUGCUAUACCUGCUACAUUUUUCUAAUACUCUCGAGGAAGAUCGCAAAAGAAAUAACCGGUCCUCUGAGACAAAUGAGGAUCCAGGGGAAUCGUAUGUCGACAAGCAACUGAAGGAGAUUCGUGUUCUCGCAAUCCGUAGGGUAAACGAGCUAUUUGAGGUGGAUUUGGAUUUUGACUUUAGCCCGUAUAUCCCGGCGAUGUUCCAGACGUCCAUCAACAAACGGAUUGCCGCAUUCGGUGUUGAGAAUACGCAGGCGCCUAGUUCACUCCUUGAGCUUCUGAGGACAUGGUCGAAACAUCGACAAUAUGCAUCGUAUUUGAUCGAUUACUCGCCACUUUUAUUCCCGAGCAUUCUGUCUCUCCUCUCCGCGAAGAAAGUACAACCCGCGGUCGUCAAUGUCGUGUUGGAAAUCGUUGAAGCGAUUCUGCUAUUGGAUGACGAGUAUCCAUCCGAUUCCCUGGCAACGAAUAUCAUAAAACCGAGUUUAUCUGUGCUGAUGUUCAAUCUCCGCUGUUUGCUCUCUUCUCUUUUCGAAGACAAGGGGCCAACACGAUUACUGGGCAACACUAUUCCCGCUCGGGUGAUUCGCAUCCUGGCACAGAUAUCCAUGCACGUGACGGAUGCUGAUCAGGCGUCUAAUCUGCUGGACAUGAUGCUACCUUACCUAAAACGGCCCGCGAAGGCUGUUCCAGAGUCCACCAAGGUCGAAAUCCUUCGGAUUUUUUCCGACUUCGUGUCCAUAUUACCUGCGUUGAGGGAAACAUCACCCUGUGGCACAAUUUACUUCAAGGUCAUAUCCCAACUGUUUGGAACGCUAGAAAGUAGAGAAGCGCGCGAACAAUUACUUAAAGUCUUUUCGGAAUUUGUCAAGCUUGAUGCUAGUCUGAACCUUGUGUCAGAGCUCAUACAUGGGCUAAACGCAUAUUCCACAAACCGCCUUGACGAACCAGACUUUGAUCGCCGCUUUGAGGCCUUUGGACGCAUCAGUCAAUCUCUCUACGUCACGUUGAGCUGUACGCAAUGGCUACCAAUUUUGCAUAACCUGCUGUUUUACAUUCAGGAACCUGAAGAGUUCUCCAUUCGUACUAGCGCCGGUUUUUGCGUAUCCCAAUUUAUUGCCCGAACGUCGGAACAGCGGCAUAGGGACACGCCAGAAGAGUGUGCGGAGCGGAUGAACUUGUUGGUUCACGUUAUACUUCCGAGGAUACGACGAGGGUUCAAGCUCAAGAUCGAGCUGAUCCGACAGGAGUUUCUAAAUCUGUUGGCACAGACUGUGCGCUCUUUCCCAUCUUUGUCAUCUGUUUCUGAUAUGGUGGGUCUUUUGGCUGACGGCGAUGAGGAAGCCAGUUUCUUCGGCAAUAUAUACCACAUGCAAAUACAUCGACGCAUUCGUGCAUUGCGACGCCUUGCCGAUGAAUGUAGAGCGGGACAUUUAACGGUCGGGAACAUCGCUAAUGUAUUUGUUCCGAUCGUUGUACAUUUUAUUUUCGAAUCUGACCGUGUGCAAGAUCACGACCUAAUCAAUGAAGCGGUUACUACCCUUGCAGCAUGUGCAGGAUCGUUGAGUUGGGGACAUUAUUAUGGACUGCUCAAACGGUUUCUCAACGCCCUACAGCACAAGCCGGCACUUGAGAAAGUGAUAAACCGGGUCAUCAUCAGCGUGCUGGAUAAUUUCCAUUUCGAUGUCUCAGGAAAGAAUGAUCACGCGAUGCCCAAUGUGAGCAGUGAAGAAAGUGCAGUUCAGUUGUACGUACCUGAAGAUGCAAAUGACCAUGUUGAAGUUGACAUCGAUGAGGACCAGAUAGAUGAAGGAGCCGAAGGCAUGGUGAACAAAUUGGGUAGUGAGAUGCCGGACAUCUCGCUUACUGAACGGGUGCAUAGUACGGUCAUGCAAAGGCUCUUGCCGGAUCUGCAAGGCUACCUGGCGGCAGUUGACGACAACACGAUACCUAUUCGAGUCCCGUUGGCUCUGGCUAUUGCGAAAUUACUGCAGAAACUUCCGGAAAAAAGUAUACAGGUUCAGUUGCCUAAGCUGAUUACAACACUCUGCCAAUUUCUUCGCUCUCGAGGCCAAGAUGCUCGCGAUCGGACACGGGACACAUUGGUUAAGAUUGCUGCAGUUUUGGGUGCUGAGUAUUUACCUUUCAUCUUAAAAGAACUCGAAGGGGCGCUUACGAGAGGGUAUCAACUUCAUGUCCUCGGUUUUACGGUGCAUUCUCUAGUUUCCAACAUGGUUCCCACUGUUGCUGCCGGGCAGUUGGACGCGUGUGUAGGAAACCUUGUCCGAAUCUGCAUGGCUGAUAUCUUCGGUGACGUUGGUGCGGAAAGGGAAGUGGAGGAACUUCGAGGAAAGAUGCGUGAGAUUAAAGUUACGAAAAGCUUUGAUUCUUUUGAGCUCAUAUCUCAAGUAGUCAGCUUCAAUAUGAUCGGAGCUCUGCUGCUACCGCUGAAGGAGCUCAUGCUGGAAACUAAUAGUGCGCCAGUGAUACGCAAACUCGAAGAGGUUUUAAGGAAGCUUGCAGUCGGUCUGAGCAGCAACACGGGCUUGAGCGAGACCGAUUUGAUGGUCUUCAUUCAUAACCUUGUGACCGAGAGCCUUUCUAUAUCCCAAAUGCCAGCUCAGACAAAAAGGGAGAGAGCAGUCGUCGAGCAAAAUUUUCUGGUUCAACUGAAGCGGACUGAUUGCGUUGAGCCUUUGAAGUAUUUUCAAGCAAAUGCACAUAUGUUUGUUAACUUCGGGCUGUCCCUCCUAUUGACAGCAUUACGGACGGAACGCGUCAGCAUUCGGAACGAACGUCACCUGAGCAUGUUAGACCCAUUACUUGAACUUCUCGGCCGUUCGCUAUAUUCCAAACAUAGUGCAGUUAGCAUUCAGGCAUUGCGAAUAUUGACCAUCCUUGCAAAAGCACCCUUGCCGAAGCUGAAGGAAACCAUACCGAUCGUUCUCAAGCGAUUGUUUGAAAUCGUGAGCAGGAGCCUGGCUACGAAUCCCGAAUUGGUCCAGGCCGCCUUCCGCUUAUUGACCACCAUAAUACGGGACUGUAGUUAUGUGCCAAUUGAUCAAAAUCAAAUUGCCGCACUACUCGAUGUCAUUCGUCCCGAUGUAGAAACACAAGUGCCGGAUCGGCAGACGACGGUAUUCUCCCUCAUCCGUGCGAUCCUGGGACGGAAGUUUCUUGUCAAAGAAAUCUAUGAUUUGAUGGAUAUUGUGCGGAAGUGCAUGGUGACAAGUCAAAGUGCUCAAGUUCGCGAUCUUUGUCGACAAACGUAUCUCCAAUUCCUCUUGAACUACCCACAUGGUCCAAAUAGCUUGCGCAAGCAACUAGGUUACUUGGUUAAAAAUCUGGCAUACGAACACGAAAGCGGACGCGAGUCAGUACUCGAGAUAUUAAACUUGCUGAUCCAUAAGGGGGCUGAUGAAAUGAUAUUUCAUUACGCGGAAAUGCUCUUUGUCGCCUUGGUGAUGAAUCUAGUCAACGACGAUUCCGCAAAGUGCAGGGAGAUAUCUGGCUCCCUCCUUUCUACCCUGACGGCUCGUUUGGAUGGGAAUCGAGUAUCCAAAUUGCAGCUUCUAGUGGAAAAAUGGUUCGAGCAGGACACGCAACCACACCUGCAGCGCACAGCCGCGCAGGUUGCCGGACUCAUGGUGGAAGCCUCUGGCGAAAAGCAAAAGAGAUGGCCACCAGCAUUACUGGCACAUUUGGAGAAAGUGCUGCACGAAGUGGCCGAGCAGCAAGGUAGAACCAACGAACAAGAAGAGACGGGGCCAAUUGAAGAAGGCCACACCUGGCAGAUUGCGUAUUAUACCGUGAACACCUUUUCCAAGGUUCUAGUACAAUAUCCCGACACCAUGGAUGCAACCGAACCAAUCUGGCAACACGUCCACCGGCUACUGCUACAUCCUCACCAAUGGGUUCGAAUUGCCUGUAGCCGCUCUUUUGGCCUUUUGUUUGGUAAAAUCGAUGUUAUAUCCCGUAAGGUGAUUAACUCUCGAGUGGCAAGUCCGCAUACCGUCCUGGCUAGCCAAGAAUCGCUUAAACACCUAGGCAAUUCUUUCUGUGCUCAGUUGAAUUCUGACUUGUUGACGACGGAUCUUGCUACGCAAGUAGUAAAAAACCUAUUUUUCCUUGGAAAGUGCUUCUACGAGCUAAACAAGGGCAACUUCGCCAUGAGAGGGCUGGUACCAUCCCUGGAAGAAUUGGACGAUACCGCAUCACAUGAGAGCGAACCCAUAUUGGAGGACCAGAUUCCCAGCUCGGGACCAGAUGACGCACCCUCACAUGGUGAUUUGCUACUUGCACUGUGCCGUAAGUUGUCGUACCUGGCAAGAGCUGAGGCUUCCAAGAAGCGGGGACCUAUCCUGCGUCGUAGCGUCUUUCAAUGGUUUGCGGCCAUGAGUAGGUACAUUCCAUCGGUACAUCUGAAACUAUAUCUUGUUCCGAUGGUAUCAACGUUAUACCGGACGUCCAAAGACGAGACUGCCAAGGGCAGCGAUGCAGACGAGCUGCGCCUACUAGCAAACGAGGUCAUGGAAUUGAUUCAGAGGCAGGUCGGUACUGCAGAUUACCUGGAAGUCUACAAUCAAGUGCAUUUCCGAGUGCAGACGGUCAGGCAAGAACGGAGAGUACAAAGGAACGUACAGGCUGUUCUGGAUCCAGAAGCACGAGCCCGGCGAAAACUUCAAAAAUCCAACAUGAAACGCACAAACCGAAAGCGGAAAGCAGAGGAGUUUGCGAGAACCAAGCACCGAACAAACAUCUCCAAGAAGUUGCGUCAUGGGCAAUGAGCGACUGCUGAUAUUUUUUUGUAUAUACUGUAUUUUUAUUGUAUUUCGCAUAUCUUAUACAUGUUUAUAUAGAGUUUUGUAGACCAUAACCAAUUAUUGUCCCCAACAUGAAUAGCGAUGCUCUGGAAAAGUGUAAACAGAU